AUGGCGUUUUCUUCACAAAAUGAAGAUUCAGCUUCUCCUUUUUACCUUCAUCCAACUGAUAAUCAUAGUUCAGUAAUUGUGCAACCAGAAUCGAACUCUGUAAAUUAUGCUACAUGGAGGAGAUCUUUCCUUCUUGCAGUUUCAAUCAGAAAUAAACAAGGUUUUUUGCAUGGAUAUAUUUCAAAACCUUCAGUUGCUGAUACUCAAUUUAAUGCCUGGGCUAGAUAUGAUGCAAAAAUUUGUCAAUUACAGCACAAAUUAUGCACAAUUACUCAAGGUGAUAAGUCAAUUGACACUUAUGUUACAGAAUUAAAUGCUAUAUGGGGGAACUUCAAUGUUAUAGACCUUUACCACAUUUUUCUGAAUGGCUUGAAGGAAACAUUUCAGAUUCAAAGGUCACAAGUGCUUAAUACUAAGUCAUUUCCUAACAUUGACCAAGCUUACAACAUGAUUCUCAGAGAUGAAAGUCAGAGAACUUUAUCUCUUCACAAACUCAGUAUAUUUGAUACAGUUGCUGCUACGGCUAAAACGAAGCGUAAACUAGAUCUUAUAUGUUCCAAUUGUGGAAAACAAGGGCAUGAGAGAGAAUCUUGUUUCAGAUUUGUUGGAUAUCCUCCUAAUUUCAAAUUUAAGAAUGCUCCCACAAGAAAUCCUAAUCUGAAUCAACAAGUGUCUAGAUCAGCUUACAAUGUGCAAGAUCAGAUCAAUGAAACUUCGAUCAUGAUAAAUGACCAAACUUCACUCAAUCUCUCUCAUGAGCAGAUUCAGAAAUUGUACAUGCUGCUUAAUGAUUUCACAAAUGCUUCUCAGUGCAACUCUGCUCCUCAAUGCACUCUAGAACCACUCAACACUCCAUCUGGUAUGACUAUCUCGCCAUCUACUUUUGCUGCAAUGAAUGCUCAAUAUGGAAAAGUUAAUGCUCAAACAUGGAUAGUUGAUACUGGGGCUACUGACCAUAUAGUAUGCUCAUUAGAGCUAUUCUCAACUUACAAGCAUGUCACAAAUUGGAAUGUUCAAUUACCAAAUGGAAUGAAAGCUCCUAUCACUCACAUUCAAUAUGUUGAUUUGUUUUCAAAACUGACCAUUCACAAUGUGCUUAUGGCCCCUUCCUUUAGUUUUAAUUUACUAUCAGAUCACAACACUAUGAUAAGGAUUGGUCAGGCUAAAGUCUUACAAGGGCUAUACUAUCUUCAACUUGCAGCUUCUGAGUGCAAAGUGAUUAAUACUAGUGUUGUUUCUACAAUAACUGCAAAUAAAAUAGAUUUAAGGCAUUUUUCUGAUUUGAAUGGAAAUCACUAUUGUUUGACAAUAUUUGAUGAUUAUUUUAAAGUAACCUGGAUUUAUAUGUUGAAAUAUAAAUCACAAGUUACAAAUAUUGUUGCUCAAUUUUAUCAACUGGUUCUCACUCAGUUUCAAAAGCCACCUACUCCAGUUCUAAAUAACAUAAGUCCAUAUGAAGUUCUAUAUCACUUCAAGCCAAAUUACUCUCAUUUUAAGGUCUUUGUCUCUCUAUGUUUUGUUACAAAUGUGGAUCCACACAGGAAGAAAUUUGAUUCUAGAGCCAUAAAAUGCAUUUUUCUUGGCUAUCCUAUGCAUACAAAAGGAUACAAGUCUCAAAAUGAUUUACAUUCUACUGUUUUACCAGUUGUACCUCCAUAUAACUUCACUCAUCCUUCACCUACUUUAAACAGCCAUUCUAAUCUUUCAAACCCAGAAACCUCAUCAAACACUACUUCUGCUCUUUCUACUCAUGAAGAAUUACUGGCCCUUAACCAAAAUAAUACCUGGUCUAUUGUACCUUUACCUUCUGGUCUGCAUGCCAUUAGAUCCAAGUUGGUUUAUAAGGUCAAAUUUCAUUCAAAUGGAAGCAUAGAAUGUCAUAGAGCUAGGCUUGUAGCCAAGGGUUACACUCAAAGAUAUGGUUUUGAUUAUCAAGAAACCUUCAGUCUUGGAGAGUCUUCUGAUAAUCCUGCUGCAAAGCUUGUGUGCAAAUUGAAUAAGUCUUUAUAUGGCCUUAAGCAAGCCUUUAGACAAUGGAACAUGAAAUUUACCAAUUCUUUGCUGACACAAGGUUUUACUCAAUCUAAAUAUGACUGUUCUUUAUUUAAUAAGUCAGAUUAUACUGGUUUUAUUGCUCUAUUACUAUAUGCGGAUGACAUUAUUAUAGCCAGUUCUAGUAUCUCUGUUAUUUCAUCUAUCAAAGCUUUCUUGGCUAGUCAACUCAAGUUAAAGGAUUUAGGAUCCAUCAAAUACUUUAUUGGUUUAGAAAUAGAAAGAGAUCAUUUUGGUAUUAACCUGUGUAAGCUUCUAUAUCUUACGCUUACAAGACUAAAUAUUACAUAUGAUGUUCAUGUUCUUACUCAGUUCAUGGACAAACCAGCAGCUAUUCAUCUUCAGUCUGCUAUGACAGUUCUUAGAUAUUUGAAAGGCUCUCCUGGUCAAGGUAUUUAUUUCUCCUCCACUGCAAUUCUUCAAAUGCGUGCAUACUGUGAUAGUGACUGGACUGGUUGUCCAGAAACAAGAAGGUUUCUUACUGGUUAUUGCAUAUUUCUUGCAUCUUCUCUUAUUAGCUGGAAGUCUAAGAAGCAACAGGUUGUUUCUCGCAACUCUACAGAAGCUGAAUAUACGUCCAUGUCCCCAGCUGCUUCAGAAGUCACUUAG
Mercurialis annua (annual mercury) is the source of this 2661-nucleotide messenger RNA. RefSeq lists its product as uncharacterized. Gene Ontology annotation, molecular function: nucleic acid binding; zinc ion binding. The record is from RefSeq and is a predicted model, not a curated record. Lineage: Eukaryota; Viridiplantae; Streptophyta; Magnoliopsida; Malpighiales; Euphorbiaceae. The coding region runs from base 1 to 2661 and encodes 886 amino acids. The transcript is spliced from 11 exons.